Cladophialophora yegresii CBS 114405 is the source of this 1068-nucleotide messenger RNA. RefSeq lists its product as uncharacterized. NCBI's taxonomy places the organism in Eukaryota, Fungi, Ascomycota, Eurotiomycetes, Chaetothyriales, Herpotrichiellaceae. The transcript is spliced from 2 exons. The record is from RefSeq and is a predicted model, not a curated record. Bases 1 to 1068 code for a protein of 355 amino acids.
AUGAACUCCCAACAGCAUCCUUAUGCAGCAGCUCAAGUGGCCGAGAAGGUAAUGCGGAGAGUGGAAAUUGCAAAGGUUGCUCGAAAUCUUCAAGACUGUCUGGCCUUUGCCAGCUUCAAAGCCCAGAACGGCUGGCAAGAUCGAACACUCUCGUCCAUCGAGCCCGAGUUCACAGAGAAGCUGAAGAGAAAGAGACCGUUUCUUGAGGAAGACCUUGCCGUCGACACCUCAUCCGACGAAGAGUUCGUCCCCACAUCGUCCAUUGCAAACAAUCGGUUCUCCAAGCCCUCGAAUCCGACCUUCAAAGUGCCUGAACCUCCCUUUGGUUCGAGAAAGAGAGUUCGUUCCAACUCCACCACUGGGCUCGACAGACAAUCAUCUGCAUCGACAUGGAAGCAAGAUCAUGGCUUGCCACAGUCUUCUCCUGCCUUGAACCGAACGCAGUCUUUCCAUGAGCAUACUCUACUUCAUCCAGAGUCUGCUAGCAUGCAUAAUACAACUGAUGACUCUCCUAUGUUUGACGCUCAAUCUGACGACGAUGACCAUGACAUGCCAGCCUUCGGCCACGAACCCUCAAGCAGUAUCCUGUCCUCAUCCCCGCCUCGCACUCCCCCGUCAACUAAGCGUCUCCUCAAUCCCAACACGAAAAGCUCUGGAGCUGAUCUUCUGCUGUAUUUGGCAAAUUCACCAUCCCGCUCACCUGCUGCUCAUUUCCACCGACCCUCUGAUCACUCAAAAGAACCACCCUCCACGCCGCCUUCACAGCACUCGCAUCUUCCAUCUUCAGUCAUGACAACUCCAGGUACAAACCUUGGGUUGUUCAAUGGCGCCCUGCAAACGCCAGGUCAAAAUUUCAACCUUGCUGACUUCUGCAACGUCACUCCAUCACCCGCACCGACCCAAUGGCGCACUCCCAACAUUACGCAGACACCCAGCCGCUUUUCCAAGAGAGGCUUGAAUUUUGAUUCUCUGCAACCCCCAUCUGGUAGUCCAAAUGUGCAACGAAAGACACAAAGCAGCAAAGGACUGGCACUCCAACUUGGUGAUGAACUCAUUCCAAGAUCAUGA